This is a messenger RNA of Manihot esculenta (cassava), 1771 nucleotides long. RefSeq names its product aldehyde dehydrogenase family 2 member C4. Gene Ontology annotation, molecular function: aldehyde dehydrogenase (NAD+) activity. The coding region runs from base 135 to 1643 and encodes 502 amino acids. The transcript has 9 exons. Lineage: Eukaryota; Viridiplantae; Streptophyta; Magnoliopsida; Malpighiales; Euphorbiaceae. The record is from RefSeq and is a predicted model, not a curated record.
UAGGAUAACUGAGGCAGAAAUUUGUUGGAUCCUCCUGACGCCGCUUGUCUAUAAAUACUUGCUUUGGUCGAUGAUAAAAAUGAAGGAAGAAGACGACGAAGAAGAAGAAAUCGCAACCGGCUGAAUUAAUAUCGAUGGCAAGUCAAGGCAAUGGAAGCUCUGAUGAGUCUAUCUUCAAGACUCCUACCAUUAAGUUUACAAAGCUGUUCAUUAAUGGAGAAUUUGUUGAUUCAGUCUCAGGAAAAACGUUUGAGACGAUAGACCCAAGAAAUGGAGAGGUGAUAGCAAGAAUUGCAGAGGGAGAUAAGGAAGACAUAGAUGUGGCUGUAAAGGCUGCUCGUCAUGCAUUUGACCAUGGCCCAUGGCCCCGCUUGCCUGGUGUUGCGAGAGCAAGGAUUAUGCAUAAAUUUGCAGAUCUAAUUGAAGAAAACGUAGAGGAAUUAGCAGCACUGGAUACUGUUGAUGCUGGAAAGUUGUUCAGUGCAGGCAAAGCUCUGGACAUUCCUCACGUGGCAAGCCUCCUUCGGUAUUAUGCAGGUGCAGCAGACAAAAUCCAUGGAGAAGUGUUGAAAAUGUCAAGGGAGCUCCAAGGGUAUACCCUGCUUGAACCCAUUGGUGUUGUGGGUCAUAUCAUCCCCUGGAACUUCCCUAGCACCAUUUUUUUCAUGAAAGUCGCCCCUGCCUUAGCCGCUGGCUGUACAAUGAUUGUCAAGCCAGCAGAGCAAACACCUCUUUCUGCUCUCUAUUAUGCUCAUCUCUCCAAGCUGGCUGGGAUUCCUGAUGGAGUGAUCAAUGUUGUGACUGGUUUUGGACCAACAGCUGGGGCUGCCCUUUCCUGUCAUAUGGACGUUGAUAAGGUCAGCUUUACUGGGUCUACAGAAGUUGGACAUAAGGUAAUGAAGGCUGCAGCAGAAAGCAAUUUGAAACAGGUUUCACUUGAAUUAGGAGGCAAAUCACCUCUUCUGAUUUUUGACGAUGCUGAUGUAGAUAAAGCUGCUGAGCUUGCCCUCCUCGGCGUCCUGUAUAAUAAGGGAGAAAUUUGUGUUGCAAGUUCACGGGUUUUUGUUCAAGAAGGGAUUUAUGAUGAACUUGUAAAGAAGUUGAUAGAAAAGGCAAAGAAUUGUGUAAUUGGAGAUCCUUUUGAUUCCAAAACUCAGCUAGGUCCACAGGUUGAUAAGCAGCAAUUUGAAAAAAUUCUGUCUUACAUUGAGCAUGGGAAAAGAGAAGGAGCCACAUUGUUAACAGGUGGUAAGCCAUCAAGAAACAAAGGAUAUUUCCUCCAGCCCACCAUUUUCAGUGAUGUUAAGGAGGAUAUGCUCAUAGCAAAGGAUGAAAUCUUUGGACCUGUAAUGUCACUAAUGAAGUUCAAGACUAUCGAUGAGGCAAUUAAAUGUGCAAACAAUACAAGGUAUGGGUUGGCAGCUGGGAUUGUAACAAAGAACUUGGAUGUGGCUAACACAGUUUCAAGAUCAAUCCGAGCUGGAAUUAUUUGGAUCAAUUGUUACUUUGCAUUUGAUAACGAUUGUCCUUAUGGAGGAUAUAAGAUGAGUGGAUUUGGAAGAGAUUUUGGAAUAGAGGCUCUUCAUAAGUUUCUUCAAGUCAAAUCUGUUGUAACCCCUAUUUACAAUUCUCCUUGGCUAUGAACGAAGACGGUGUCGUUUUGGAGAAUUACUGGUCUAAUAACCCUUGGUGAUUUGGAAUGAAAUUACGAACAAUAUAGUCUUGUAUUUGAGGAUUUUAAUAAAAGGCCAUGGCUUUCCUGUUUGAACAA